Molecule: messenger RNA, 1014 nt
Organism: Uranotaenia lowii
Lineage: Eukaryota; Metazoa; Arthropoda; Insecta; Diptera; Culicidae
Gene: elm
Product: calcineurin B homologous protein 1
Exons: 2
Coding region: 180-749 (189 amino acids)
Molecular function (GO): calcium ion binding
Source: RefSeq, a predicted model, not a curated record
AAUCGUUUUCCAGGCCAGUCAGACCAAUCAGUUUCGCUCAACCUAUUCCAGCGCUACAACAGGCGUAAGCUCCACAAGAAAGAAAAUAAGAUUGUUUUUUCUUCGGAUAUUACAUUCCGUGGUUGAUUAAUAUUUUUGACCUCUGCCUCGUCGUCAAUAACGUCAUCGGAAGGAAAACCAUGGGAAAUAAAUCUUCGCUGCUGCUGCGGGAGGAGGAAAUCGCACAAAUCCAUGAGGAAACUGGAUUUACCCCAAAUCAAAUCGAGCGUUUGUAUUCCCGUUUCACGUCGUUGGAUCGCAGCGAUUGCGGCACCCUGUCCCGGGAGGACUUCCUGCGCAUUCCGGAGCUAGCAAUUAACCCACUCUGCGAGCGUAUCGUGCAUUCAUUCUUCGCCGACAGCAACGAUGAUCGGGUCAAUUUUCGCCAGUUCACUAGGGUACUGGCCCAUUUCCGACCGAUUAAACCAAACAAGGAAAAUCGGUUGAACAAUCGAGAGGAGAAGCUCCGUUUUGCGUUUAAAAUGUAUGACCUCGAUGAUGAUGAAACCAUUUCCCGUGAUGAGCUGUUGAGCAUUCUGCAAAUGAUGGUCGGUGCCAACAUAAGCCAGGACCAGCUGAACAGCAUCGCCGAGCGGACGAUUGUGGAGGCCGAUUCGGCGGGUCAAGGAAAGAUCACGUUCGACGACUUUUGCCGUGCCUUAGAGCGCACCGAGGUCGAGCAGAAGAUGUCGAUUCGGUUCCUUAACUGAAGCCGGCGCUCGUGGUGUGAUUGGUUUGCCAAUUUAGGGCAAUCGUAGAGGAAAUGUGCAUUUGUUUCGUUUCAGAAGUUUUCAUUUCAUUGAAACUGAUGCACACGACGAGCGGCAAAUAAAGACGAAUUUAACGACGCAUGGGGAAGAUUCUUCGUUUUCCAAAGAACAGGAUUACUUUAAACGUUUGUUUCUGAAUGGUGUAAAUAGAGGGAUAAAUAAAUACUAGUAUUCAAUAAAGCGUUUCUUAACAGUAACUUACUAA